Dreissena polymorpha is the source of this 2049-nucleotide messenger RNA. Its product is annotated as gem-associated protein 6-like. Gene Ontology annotation, biological process: spliceosomal snRNP assembly; spliceosomal complex assembly. The coding region runs from base 517 to 1032 and encodes 171 amino acids. The record is from RefSeq and is a predicted model, not a curated record. The transcript is spliced from 3 exons. Lineage: Eukaryota; Metazoa; Mollusca; Bivalvia; Myida; Dreissenidae. Gene Ontology annotation, cellular component: nucleus; SMN complex.
GGUAGUUUUUAACCUUUGGUGGUAUUAUAUACAUUUAGUGGCAAGUAACCUUAAACUCGAAAUAUUUAUAAAGACAAACGAUGCUACGAUGGCAAAUGUAGCAGAUAAUGAACUAAAUUUUCUUCCUUACAUUUACGACAUAAUUAAAAGCAUCGAUAGGGACUCCAGAGACGUUAACCAAAAGAUCAUAGAUUUUCGGAACCAGCUUCUGAAAGCCCGAGAAUGUGUUGAAAAGAUGCCUGGAAUACAAUACAGUCGUCAAGAUCAGAGAAAACAGAUCGAAAUCUUACAAAAACAGCUGACGCAGAAAACUCAUUUGAUCCAAAAAUACAAAUCACUCCAGCCUUUCCAAGAGCAAGUUGAAACGCCAAUGCAUCAGUAGACAUUGGUCCUGCUGCAUAAUUUUUGUGUUAUCAAGUUAAACUGUUUAUUACAGAAUCUGUUAAUUAUUUAUUAACAAACUAGGUGUUUUUAAGACAGCAUAACAUCCACUGAAUCAAAGACAUCUAUCGUGAAAUGGAAGAGCUACACCCCAUAUUUACCAAAGACCCAGAUGAUUGGAUGCAGUAUGUGUAUAAAAAGGUGAGCAUUCUCACAGACGAUGACGUUGAACAUGUUGGUCUUGUCUUCACAGUCGAUCCAGUCUCUGAAACGUUUGUGCUCGUGAACUUUGAAGACAGCAAAACCACGGUGGACCUCAUUACCAGCCACUGUAUCUCAGCCGUAAGAAUACUGAGCGAAGAUAUUGAGACGUACAAGUCACAGUUGGACACUCUUUUUCGACCAAAGAGUGAGAAAGAGUUGACAUUCGAGGAAAUGAAGCAACGACAGAACAUUGUAAGGAUGUGGCUUCUAAAGAACAGGUUGCCGGUGGAAAUUACUGGCGCCAACGAGGAGUUCUUGACCAUUGCUGAUGCUCUUGUUAUUCAGCCUCCGUACGGGGCAGGCAACUGUGUCAGCACGAAUGAAAUCAUCUUAGGCAAGAUUCAGGGUCUCAUUAAAAACAUGCCUGCUGACCAGCAAGAAUGGUAGAUUGCUGAGUGAAGUUUAUAAAGUUGGACUUUAGGUGUGAGUCUUUCAACUAAAGUUGUUGAACUCUGAAUUGAAGUAAUGGUGUGUCAAGCAUGUGAAGAUUGUACACAAAUACAUUUCAAUAGUCAUACGCUGAUUGGUAGUGUUAAGUUUUAUUGAGAAUAUCUGAGUGUAUGUGAGUUGUUUUGGAUAUGUGGACAUGGGCUUUAAGUUCCUUAUAACGUGAAGGUUGCACAUAAAGAAAGAGCUUGUUAUAAAAUGAAGAUGUGUAUCAUGUAUGCAGUGUAAGAAUCAUUUCAUUAAUUAUAUGUUAGACAUAUAUUUGGCUUUCAAGAAGUAACAAAGACAGUCUGCUUUAUUGCUAUUAAGGAACAGCGUUUAAACUUAGACUUUCAAGUUAUUAGAACUAGGUUCAAAAUUUUGUUCAAUCUAUUGUUAGUCAUUUUAUUUAACGUCAAAGUUGGGUACAAUUUUCUUGUUUAAGUGUGGCCCUAUGGUAAUUUUGAAAAAGUUCAUUUAUAGUGAACAAGAUGACUUCAAUCUCGCAAAUACUCUUGAUGUUGGAUAUAUCUGCAGUUGUAUUGUAAACACACACAUGUUUAUGCAAGUAGUCUGAAAAUUGUUGAAAUGCGAUUAGGAUAUUUCUGCCCAAAAAUUUAUCAAUUAACAGCAUAUUUGCUUAUCAUUUUGAAAUAAUAAUGAAAUUUAUAUGCAUGGAGAGAUAAAACAGUUUGCUUUACAUAAUAAAAUAAUUGUUAAAUUGAUCAUUAAGUCAAUAAGUGAGAGUGGUAUUGUUUUUUCUGCUUUUCUCCCAUUGAACUGAUAAGGAAUCGGUGGUUGUCAGGUUUGCUUCUUUUCUUUCAGUAACAACAAUCUUCAAUAACAAUACCUGUUGAUUGAAAAUUUUCUUAAUAUUAGUUUGUAGUGUUCUCCGUAUGUGUUGUAGAUAAUGUCCCAAAUAAAUGUGAAUACAACUUGAUUGAUUCCAUAAAAAAAAUAAACAUCUGUCUGUGCAUA